AUGUCAUUUCGAAAAAAAUCUGAAUUAAAAGAAAGCUCACCAAAUGCUAAAUCAUCAAAGAAUAUUCAGGCGGCACAACGUCGUCUUUCUCAGCUAUCAAAAUCGUUGACUCGAGAUCUUUCGAUUAACAAUGAUGAUAAGAGUAAUGAAGAUGAAAUUAAAAAGCAUGGUUUUUUUAAGUCAGACAAUCGUAGUAAAAUUGGUUAUACACUUCGUAUCGGAGAUAUUUCGAUAGUCAUUAAGCCUUCGCUAAAUCCAGAAUUGGUGCCUAAUUUUAGGAAUCCAUUUUAUGACGACUCACAGGAAAUAUUAAGACAUUUAAGAUGGAUAAUGCAAAAAGAUAAAUUAGGACAAGAUAUAUUUCUUAUUGGACCACCAGGACAUAUACGACGUGGCCUAAUUUUAAAAUACGCAAAUCUCACAAACCGUGAAAUAGAAUACGUUACACUCUCGAAAGACUGCACGGACUCAGACCUAAAGCAACGUCGCGAGAUCUCGGCCGGAACAGCUUAUUACGUAGACCAAGCAUGUGUCCGUGCGGCCAUCUACGGUCGAAUUCUGAUACUUGAUGGAAUAGAAAAAGCUGAAAGAAAUGUCCUCCCGAUUUUGAACAAUCUUUUAGAAAAUCGUGAAAUGUCAUUAGAAGAUGGUAGAUUCUUGGUGCACCCGAAGCGCUACGAUUCUCUCUCAAAAAAAAACAAAAAAAUGGAAAUGGACAAUUGGAAGUUGGUACGAGUCGAUGAUCGGUUCUUGGUCGUCGCUUUGGGUGUACCUGUUCCGCCGUAUAUCGGUCACCCACUAGAUCCUCCACUGCGUUCGCGAUUCCAGUCCCGAGAUGUUAAACAACCUGGAUUCGAAACUCAGGUGCAUCAUUUGAGCAAGAUUGCGCCGAACGUUUCGAUUACUGUGUUGGAACGCUUAGUUUCUAUUGCAAUAGUGCUUUCGAAUUUGGCAUUUAAUACUGAAGGAGGAAUAACGAUACCAGAAUUCCCGAUUUCGAUCGAGUCGAGUGUCUUGAUUCUUCAACAAUUUCCAGCAAUUAAGCUUCGUUUUCUUUUGGAUAUUCUUUAUCCGUGGCCUUUGUUACCAAUAUGCGAAAUUGAACAACGAAAGGUUAUCGAAACGACUUAUCAUCGAUUUGGAAUACUUGAGUCUUAUAGCACCGAAAAUACCGGCGUUGAGAAAGAUAAGGGAUUGAAAGAAAAUAAUAACGAAGAUGAGAGCCAGCAAAUAUUUCAAGCAACAUCUGGAUAUAAAGUCGCCGAAAUAAAGAAUAUUGAUGAAAUUGAUGUUAAAGCAUUUAAUGGAAAACGAAUCUACAAAAAAGAACUUACAUUUCACGAAGAAACUGAUGUCUCGAAAAAAGCUUCUGUAAAAUUGGCCGGAGGUUGUGAGACACCAACAACAGCAGAAUUUUUCGUCGAAACUAAAUACCAUCUAAACAUAUUAGCUGCGAUGCUUAUUGCGCAUUCUACUGGUGACUUCUGUUUGAUAGGUCAAAAAGGUGUAGGAAAGAGUGCGUUAAUCCGGAGUUUCGCAAAAAAUUUAGGAUACACAAUUGAAUUCAUUCCUCUUUACAAAGACAUGUCUUCCCGCGACCUACUACAACGUCGAGGUACCACAUUCUCUGGUGACACUAUUUGGGAGAACUCUCCACUCGUAAAAGCAGCUAUUAAUGGAAGCUUAGCUGUUAUGGACGGCAUCGAAACGCUUUCUUUUGGUACAUUAACCACGCUACAACGUCUAAUUAAAGAGCGCGAAAUGCCUUUACCCGACGGAAAACAAUUAAUUAGUCAUGAACGAUACCAGAAUCUAGUUCAAAAUCAUGGAUUCACUCCUGAAAUGUUAGCUGAUCGUGGUAUACUUUCUGUUAAUCCGUCGUUCCGAAUUGUGGCUUUAGCGAGGCCAGUCAGUAUUAGCGGAAUUGAAGGAAAAUCUGGCGCCUGGCUUUCUUCUGAAAUUUGUGCCAUGUUUCAGUUUAUUGCUGUUAGACCCCUUGAAUACCAUGAAGAGGCUGAAGUUUUACACGCCUUGUCUCCCGGAAUUAAUGAAAAGAGUCUUGAGCUUCUUUUACGUUUUGCUAAUCGACUUAGGCAGGAUAAAGAUGAGACAAUAAAGAUUUUAUCUGACGCGUUUUCUACACGACAAUUAAUUCGAAUUUGUCGUCGCAUAACUGCGUUUCCUGAUGAAAGCUUAUACGAUUCCAUUCACAAAGCAGCACUCUCGCGAUUUUUACCAUCACUUGUUAAAGAAGCUCUCGAGGAACUAAUGAUAGAAAAUGGGAUCACUCCUCCAAGUAUAAAGCCAGAAAUUGAAACACUGAAGAUUGAAGUCAUCCCCUCUUUCGCAAAUCCCGAGUACCUUCAAAUCGGAAAUGUAAUACAACCGAUUGCCAGAGACUCGAAUCCGUUACUUAUUCCAGACAUUUUAUUUCACGAGAACCCGAAGCAGACUGAAAUUUUGAUGCAGAUGCUGAAAGAUUAUCAAUUAGGCGAGAAUUUGUUGUUGAUUGGAAACCAAGGAGUCGGAAAAAAUAAAUUAGCUGAUUACUUUUUACAAAUUUUGAAAUUACCUCGAGAAUAUAUUCAACUUCAUCGAGAUACUACCGUACAAAGUUUAACAGCCACUCCUUCGAUUAUUGAUGGUGUUCUCCAAUAUGAAGAUUCUCCAUUAGUGAAAGCUGUAAAAUCAGGCUACAUUCUUGUAAUUGACGAAGCCGAUAAAGCCCCGACAUAUGUUACAGCAGUUCUCCGUAACCUUAUCGAAGACGGUGAAAUGGUAUUAGGCGAUGGUCGACGUAUUGUUUCUCGAGCUUUUGAAAAAUUAGAAAAUGAUGAUGAAGAUGAGAAGUAUAUUCUCGUUCAUAAAAAUUUUAGAAUAAUUGUUUUGGCAAAUAGGCCAGGUUUUCCGUUUUUGGGAAAUGACUUUUAUCGUGAAAUCGGUGAUGUAUUCAGUUGUCACGCAGUAGAUAAUCCAGAUCCUGCAUCAGAAAUGUAUCUACUCCGAAAAUACGCGCCAGACAUUUCUGAAGAUUUACUGUUGAAACUUACAGCAGCAUUCAGCGAUCUGAGACGACUAGUCGACGAAGGGCUGAUUUCAUAUCCUUAUUCAACUCGUGAGCUCGUCAAUAUCGUGAAACAUAUGCAGCAAUAUCCCAGCGAAGGUGUCUCUAAAGUUAUUCAAAACGUGUUCGACUUUGAUCAAUACGAUAAAAACUCAAAAGCGCUUUUAAUUGAGGUUUUUCAGAAACAUGGAAUUCCAAUUGGAUUAGACUCCGAAUUGUCUGUGCAACUUGGUAAAUUUGUAACAUUGAGUAAACCAAUUGUCACUGAAAUUUGGACCAAAAUAAUUGCCUCUGAGAGAUCUCUUCAAGUUAGAGACAAUAAGAUCGAGUUUCAGGGUGGCUGGGAAUUUCACAUGAAAAAGGCUAAAGAGCUUGAGCGAACUGAAGGUCGCACAACGACAUUUACCGAACAAAUAUACAGUUUUAAAAUUCCUACACGUGGCGAAGCAUUAGAUAUCGUUGGGUUGGAAGAUGGAUCUCUUUUUGCUGUCACUACCAACCCCGUAACAUUACAUUACAUCGAUAAGGAACAUCAUCUAAGUAGAAGCGUUGAAUUGUACGAAUUUUUCCCGCUUAAAGACGUCCCUCCACAAAUAAAACUUGCGAUUGUUCAAGCUUAUGGUUCGGCGUGGUUUUUGACUUUACAUGAUCCCGAGAACAAUUCCGUAGUCGCUAUGGAUUAUGAUGGAGGCACAGUCAAUUCAAUUGAAUUGACUGGACUUGCUAAACAAGCACGGAAAAUUAUGCUGAAAGAUUUCGCGUCGCUUGGAAUUUUAGUAUUUUAUCAAUUCUUUAAAUCUUCGAUUGUUAUACUGGACUUCAACGUCAAUACUGAGUAUAUAAUAACACUGCCUAUAAACGUUGCUCAGCUUUAUUUGCUAAAACCGGACGUAUGGCUCGUUCGUGAUUGCGAGAGAGGCUCUUACCACAUUAUUUACCCUGCAGCUGGGAAUAUUGGAUGGCUUCCGAAUGUAAUCGAGCAAAUAGAGAUUAAAAAUUUGUUGGCUAAUUCACCACAUCAGCCGAUUACUUUUGUGUCUAAGGAUGGAGUUCCUAGAGCAAAUGUUUCAUCAGCUCGGUUCCUACACACCAAAAACGAAUCCUUUGCUUUAUCAAUUGCUUCUAAUCUCCCGGAAUCACUAAUCUCAAAUGAAAAUGAUAUAAAUCCAAUCGAGGUAGUUUCAUAUAUACGUGAACCGGAGGAUAGUGCAUAUAAUCUUUUUGAAAAUAUAGGUAUUUCUUCACUGUUUUUGGCUCGGACUGGGCAAUUGGCGACUUUAAUUCCGAUGAAGGACGGGCGGAAUAUUGGGCAUUUGGAAUUAUUUAACCCAAUACAACAGACACUCUGGCGAAUUGUAGUACCAUUAGCGAUUCCUGUUUCUUUUGCAGAAAAAAGUAAGUUCAGUCAAGCAGGUUUAGAAUUGCAACCAACAGCAGCAUUAUUACUGGAGUUGCCAAGUGGGGAUUUACUGACAAUGGAUAAUAGUGGUGUUGUGCGUGUAUGGCAAGUUAACGCGGGAGAAUUGAUUCGUGCAGUAGAUACUUGGAAGAAAUUUACUGGUGUGCUGGAUCAACAUGUAUUAUCCAUAAUAUACGAAACAGACGAGAUGCAAGAGGAAAAUUUAGCAGAUGAAAACAAGUCGGGUUUUGGAAUUGGUAAAUCCGAAGGCAGCCAAAAGAUGGGUAGUGGUGAAAGAGAUGAAGCCAAAUCAUCUUUAGAGCUGACAGAAGCACAAAAAGAAAUGCAUGCACUAGCUAUGCGCCAACGCCUUGAUCAAAUAAAAAUGACACAAUCCGAUUCCGACAUAUACCGUAACUAUUUAGCAAACGUACAACGCGAAAUACGCGAACUUCGCGUGGUUCUUGAGAGUGUCGAAGCGAAGAAAAAAGAACGGGUUUGGUUGAAAAACCAGAGUUCUGGUGAUAUUGAUGAUACGAAAUUGAUUGAAGGAAUAACAGGCGACUAUAAUAUUUAUAAGCGUCGUGGUGAAAAUGAUCCAGAGAUUGGAUUCUUUCAGGAGAAACCUAAGAAAAUGUAUUUUGUGUUUGAUUUGAGCGCCAGCAUGUUCCGAUUCAAUACACAUGACCGCCGUUUGGACCGAUCAAUUGAAGUAGCGUUAAUGAUAAUGGAAUCAUUCAAAUCUUUCGAAAAUAAAUUCGAAUAUCGUAUUCUCGGACAUAGCGGCGAUUCGCCAAAUGUUGAAUUUGUCACGCGUGAAAAAUACCCAAAAACUGAAAAAGACAUUUUCAAAGUUUUGAAAGAGAUGUUUACGCAUUCACAGUUUUGUCUUUCUGGAGAUAAUACGUUGAAUGCCACCUCACACGCCAUAAAAGAUAUUGUUAAAGAGCAAGCCGACGAUUACUUUGUUGUCGUGCUAUCAGAUGCGAAUAUAUUGCAGUAUCAUAUAAAGCCGGGUGAUAUUGCUAAAGUACUGAAAUCAGACGAAAGAGUAUCAGCAUUCAUGAUAUUCAUUGGCUCGUUACAGGAUCAAGCUGAAAA
This is a messenger RNA of Ambispora leptoticha, 5564 nucleotides long. The record is from the annotation of a GenBank genome assembly. Lineage: Eukaryota; Fungi; Glomeromycota; Glomeromycetes; Archaeosporales; Ambisporaceae.